AUGGCUAAAAAAGGAAGGAGAUCAAUGGAAACAGAGAAAGUUGAUGAAGCUAAAGAAGAGCUCCAACCACGUGUAUCAGGUGUUUACAUCCGUAGCCUUGUGAAACACUUAACCACCAACGACGGUGGUGGUGGUGGUGGUGGAUCGCCGGAAAAUGAGAAACAUUAUAGUGAAAUUAAUAAUAACACCCAAAAACCACAAAAGCCCAAAAAACAAGUCAGAAGAAGACUACACACCAGUAGACCUUAUCAAGAACGACUCCUAAACAUGGCAGAAGCCAGAAGAGAAAUUGUCGCCGCUCUUAAGUUUCACAGAGCUUCCAUGAAACAACAAGAGGCCGCCGGUGGUGCCGCCACUAACCACCACCAACCGCCGCCAGUACAAGAGAAAAAACCAAAAUCCCGGCGAAUUCUCAGCCUUUAUCCUUCGACCACCACGGACGGUGGUGCCGCCACCGCUACCAAUUUGUAUUGGCCUAUCUCCGCCACUGCACCGCCACUGCCGCCAGCGUACCAUGACAACUUAAAUUUAUUUCUUCCGAGUCAAACUUUGGGAUUGAAUUUAAAUUUUCAGAAUUUUGAAAAUUUAGACACCCGUUUUUAUCAAACACCAUUGUCAUCAUCUUCAACUUCCUCUAAUCCAGUGGCUGGAAAACGGAAGGAGACGCCGGAAAAUUCCUCCGGCGGGUUGCAUCAUGCGAUGGGAGAUGAGGAGAUGGAGGAGAUACGGUCGUUGGGUGAGAAACACCAGAUUGAGUGGAAUGACACCAUUAAUUUGAUGACGUCAGCAAGGUGGUGUAGUUUCUUGAAGAAUAUGGAAAUGGAAGAUGAUGAAGGAGAUGAGUUUUAUGGAUUUGAUCAAGUUAUGAAGUUUCCACCAUGGUUGAUUAAUGGAAAUGAGAACUCUUGUUUACAAGAUCUUAAUUUUUCUGAUGCGUACAUGCAAGAUCCUCCUUUACCUUGCAUGGAUAUAGGUGAAAUUGAAGGAAUGGAUGGGGAGUGGCUAGCCUGA
Messenger RNA from Lactuca virosa, 1011 nucleotides. The record is from the annotation of a GenBank genome assembly. NCBI's taxonomy places the organism in Eukaryota, Viridiplantae, Streptophyta, Magnoliopsida, Asterales, Asteraceae.